AUGUCGAAGACACGAGCCACAGUCUGCAUCGUUGGUGGAGGACCGGUAGGUCUACUCACCGCCCUCAGACUGGGGCAGGCCGGAAUAGACACACUGGUGGUCGAGGCUCAUGAUUCUAUUUUACCAACUACGAGAGCUGUCGUGUACAUGCCGGUUAUCAUUCCUGCACUCACUAAGCUUGGAAUAUUUGAAUCCAUCAAGCGCGAGGCAUAUCUGAACAAAGAAGGUAUCACCUGGCGAGACCUCGAAGGAAAGUCAUUGGCAAAGCUUCCUCUCGGCGACAAGCACGACGAUGAGUUCGGUGGUGUCCUGCUGCUGGGACAAUAUAAACUAGCCAUGAUCAUCCUGGAGGAGCUCGAGAAAUAUCCCUGUGUUGAGGUCCACUUCGGACUCAGAUGCUGUGGCAUCGAGGAUGUCACCGGUUCAGAAGCCGUCAAGCUUCUUUGCUCUCGCCGAUCGGAUAAUGCAGACGAGAUCAUCCACGCAGAGUACGUUGUCGGCACCGAUGGCGCCAAUAGCGCAGUACGACGGAUGCUCUGCAUACAAUCCGAAGGAUUCACCUACUCUGAUUGGAAGAUGAUUGGCACUGACAUAUUAUAUGACUUUGUUGGCGAAGAAGGGUACACGCCCCUCAACUUUAUUGUUCAUCCAGAGCACUGGGCUGUAAUCGCAUAUACAGGCCAGGAUGAGGGCGGCGGACCCAGCGGCACAGGCAUACCGCAGUAUCGAGUGGCUUAUGUGGAGAAACCAGAUCUUCCCAGUGCUCCUGAAGAAUAUCUGGAACGGGCUCAGAAACGUUUGCCUGUAUGGAUGAACGGAAGCAAGAACUUCAAGCUCUUACGAGCAGAACCCUACAUCAACUCUCAGAAGGUAGCGAGCCAAGCUAUCAAGGGUAGAGUCAUGUUGGCUGGGGAUGCGUUGCAUUCCAACAACCCGAUCGGCGGGCUCGGCUUGACCAGCGGCAUCGCUGACGCCUUCUGCUUCGGCAACGCUCUCACCAGGGUCAUCAAGCAUGGAGAAUCGCAAAGACUACUGACAGAAUGCGCAAAUUCAAGAAGGCAAACCUGGAUCGAGGCUACCAACAUGCUUUCGCAGGCAAAUAUCAGCAGGUUGUAUGGGUUUGAUCAGAAAACAACGACAGCCCGCGAGGCUUUCUUUGAAAAGCUGCGUACAGAUAGCGCAUUUCCAUCCGUAGUGCGAGCAGGAAUGGAUAAGAUGAUGACGGACACCUUUGAAUGA
Messenger RNA from Cyphellophora europaea CBS 101466, 1239 nucleotides. RefSeq lists its product as uncharacterized. Lineage: Eukaryota; Fungi; Ascomycota; Eurotiomycetes; Chaetothyriales; Cyphellophoraceae. The transcript has 3 exons. Gene Ontology annotation, molecular function: FAD binding. The coding region runs from base 1 to 1239 and encodes 412 amino acids. The record is from RefSeq and is a predicted model, not a curated record.